This is a messenger RNA of Ipomoea nil (Japanese morning glory), 4074 nucleotides long. Its product is annotated as putative late blight resistance protein homolog R1C-3. Lineage: Eukaryota; Viridiplantae; Streptophyta; Magnoliopsida; Solanales; Convolvulaceae. Gene Ontology annotation, molecular function: ADP binding. Bases 797 to 3673 code for a protein of 958 amino acids. The transcript has 5 exons. The record is from RefSeq and is a predicted model, not a curated record. Gene Ontology annotation, biological process: defense response to other organism.
UUCUCACCAAUCAUAUAAGAGAAAAGGAUACAUUGAUGAGGCUUCCCAAUCUCCGGAAGCUGAGCUGCAGGUUUUCAGAAUCUUACCACCAACAAUUGCCUGAAUUGCACUUUCUUCACCACCUGGAAUUUCUCGAGGCAUCCUACUAUAACGAACUUUGCUCAGGGCCAUGUCGGCAUAUGUUUAAACUUCCUUCAAGUCUCAAGCAAUUGACACUAAGCUAUUUUCGCUUGGCAUGGAGUAAUAUUUCAACAAUUGCAGACCUACCCAAACUUGAGGCUCUUGAACUACACCAAGCAUUUGAGGGAGAAGAAUGGAAUGUGGGAGAUCACAAAUUCUUGGAACUCAAAUUCUUGAAAUUACGCAACAUCAGGAUUGCACGAUGGAAGGCCACUGCUGAUUCCUUUCCUAGGCUUGAGCAACUAGUUUUGGUGGACUGCAGGUACCUUGAAGGGGUACCUUUGAGCUUCGGAGAAAUUUAUACACUAAAUGUAAUAGAAGUGAACCGGUGCAACUGCCCUUUAGCCAGUUCAGUCAGGGAAAUUCAGGAAGAGCAAAAGGAAAUGGGAAAUGAACAGCUCAGUGUCCGUGUUUGGAAUUCUGAUUCUGAACCAAAAAAAUGGUACAACUUCUAAAUGUAAAAGUGGCGACUUUAAUUCACCAAAUCCAUUCUGCAUUCAAGUAAUAAACCAGCAUCAACAUGCAAGCUAGCUAUCAAAGUAGGAGGGGCUGCCCGCCGUGGGAUUGAGGAGAAACUAAGCUCAUUAAAAGAAAGGGUUUUGAACUCACUGGGACAAUGCCUGACAUCCCAACGUCUCCCGGUUUUGAUGAAAUUGUGGUGGGAUUUGAGGAUGAAACUGAAAACAUAACAGGCCUGCUGAUUAGAGGACCAAAAGAGCUAGAUGUUGUAUCGAUUACUGGUAUGGCUGGGCUUGGCAAGACAACUCUGGCCAGAAAGGUGUUUUGCCAUAAACCUGUUAUUGAUUGGUUUCAUUUUCGGGCAUGGUGCUGUGUCUCUCAAGAAUAUGACAAGAACCGUGUAUUCCAUGAAAUUUUUAGUCAAGUUGCAGAUGAUGUGAGUGAGGAUGAUACAGAUGAAGUGGUGCUUGAAAUUUUAAUGAAAAUGUGCAAAGAUGAGCAAAGCUGGGCUGAUACUGCUGAAGCACUACGCAUGGCCCUACAGGGGAAGUGUAAAGGCCACAAGAUUAGGAAUGAUACGACUGAAGUGUUGUAUGAAAGUUUAAUAAAAAUGAGCGAAGAUGAUAACAGCUGGAAAAAGAUAUCUAGUACACUGCACGAAAGCAUAAUGGAGAAGUGCGAAAACACCAAGAAUUGGGAUGAUAUUGCUAAGCCGUUGUAUGAAAGCUUAAUUGUGAAUUUUGAAGACAAUAAUGUCAGAGAUGAUGCCACUGAAAUGUCUCCCAAAUUCCGAGUGGAAAGGCACAAAGACAUUAAGAUGUGGGAAGAAAUAACAAGUGCGAUAAGCCAAAGCAAAAUUGUAGACAAAAAAGACAUUAGGAGAACAGAUGAUGAAGUUCGGAAGUUGUUCAAAAGCCUACAGGAUCUAGCUGCUGGGGUGUUGUUCAAAAACAUAAAUGAAAAGUGCCAAGAGAAUGACAGUUGGAAAGAAAUGCUGGAAACAUUAUUCAAAAGCUUAAAUGAUAUAGUUGAAACGUUGCUCAUAAGCCUAAAUAAGAAAUGCAAAGACAGUAAAAGCUGGGAUGACAACAUAGCUGAGAAGCUACGCAAGAAACUGCUAGGACAAAGAUACCUCAUUGUCUUGGAUGAUGUUUGGAGAAAAGAAGCAUGGGAUGAGUUAAGUAGAGCUUUUCCCUCGGGCACAGGAGGAAGUAGAAUCAUCUUAACAAGUAGAGAAUAUGAUGUUGGAAAAUAUGCCAGGUCUGGUGCUGAUCCCCAUUCUCUUCGUUUUUUCACUACUGAAGAGAGCCAAGAUUUACUGCAUUUAAAGCUAUCUAAAGAGAAUGUUGGCCCUCCAGAGUUAAAGGAAUUUGGGAGACAGAUAGCAGAAAGAUGUGGUGGAGUACCUUUGGUGGUUGUUUUGGUAGCUGGUAUUCUACAAAAAAAGAUUGAAGAAAAAUACUUCUCGUGGAAUGAAUUUCUUCAAAGUUUAAGCUCACAUAUCAGGGGAGAUGAAUCUCGGAGCAUGGAUGUAAUAGCAUUGAGUUACAAGCAUUUACCUGAGCAUUUAAAGCCAUGCCUUCUUUACUUUGGGGCAUUCCCAGAGGACUAUGAAAUUCCAGUCUCCAAAUUGAUACAGCUGUGGAUGGCUGAAGGGUUUGUGAAACAAAUAGAAAAGAAGGUAUUGGAGGAUGAAGCAGAGGACUACCUGAAUCAUCUAAUUGGUAGUAACCUAAUAAUGGUUUCCACCAGGGGAUACAAUGGCAGUGUCAAAACAUGUCGUAUUCAUGAUCUGGUAGGUAGCUUUUGUCUUAAAAAAGCCAUGAAAGAUAAAUUCUUGAUGCAAUCAGACAGUGAACAAACCAGUCCACAUUCUGAAUUGACUUCUACUUAUGAUCGGUUUUGUUUGCAUAAAAGGAAUGAUAAAGAUCUUUCUCCUGAUUCAGCUCUGUCACUCAAUCCUAGUCUUGGCACGCUUUUGUGCUUUUCAUCACAUAACCUUGGCACAUUUUCCAUAUUUGCAUCCGAUGUGGAUCCUUCCACUGGUUCAUGGGUAGCUAGCACAUUCAAACUUGUGAAAGUACUGGACUUGGAGUCCAUAAUUGUAGGCAAAUCAUUUUUGUCCAUGGUGGAGUUUCUCCUUUGUUUAAGGUACCUUGCUGUUUGUCUAAAAGGUUGGGAUUCAGUUUCACCGCCAUCUCUAGAGCGUCUUCACCACCUAGAAACUUUCAAGGUGAAAUCAAGUGUGGGUAUGCAUUUACCAUUCAUGAUUUGGAAUUUAGAGGGUUUGAGACAUUUGCAUAUAGAUCACUAUUGUCCUUGGUGCGUCAACAUGAGAAAUUCUUUUCGUAUACCCACAAACCCUUUAAAUCUCCAAACCCUUUCCGUCCCGGUCCUAUUCACCUCACCCAUGGAUGAGCAACUGUUGAGGAAGCUUCCUCAUCUCAAAAAACUUAGAUGCAGAUUUUCAACGUCAUGGUAUAGGAAUUGCUAUAGAUUCCCUGAGUUGGGAUUUCUUGAUCAACUUGAAUCUCUGGAAGCAUGUUACGCCAGUGACAAUCUGAACGCACCAAUUCGCUCUGCAUUCGACUUUCCACCAAGUCUCAAGGAAUUGACACUCCACAAGUUUCGCCUGCCAUGGGAUAGGAUUUCAGUAAUUGCCAAGCUGCCCUGUCUUGAGUCUCUUGAACUGUUCUCAGCAUUUGAUGAUGAGCAAUGGGAUGUUGAGGAAGGGUACUUUUGCGAACUCAAGUUCUUGAGAAUAUGCGAAUCCAGGAUUGUGAGAUGGAAUGCCACUGCUGAAUCUUUUCCCAAACUUGAGCGACUGGUUGUGGCAAAAUGCAGGCAUCUUGAAGAGGUGCCAUCUGAUUUCGAAGAUAUUACUACUCUACAAGUAAUUGAAAUUGAUCAAUGCAACAGCUCUGUCGCUCGCUCAGUCAAGAAAAUUCAGGAAGACAUGGAGGCACUGGGAAACGAGAACCUAAAUGUUCGCGUACUGAAUUCUGAUCUGGAACUAGGAAAGUGGUACUUGUAACAGGCUCUGAAAACUGGAUUUCUUCAGUGGUUUCUCUUCAAAUUGAUGAGCACAGUCAGUCUGUUACAGAUGAUAUUCUGCGUUAAGGAAAACUUCCACUUCUGGUUUGGUACUUUGUGCUUCAGUGACUUCAAAUCUUUCAAGUAUUAUAAUGUUUGUGUUUGUGUCAUUUCAGACAUUUAUGUUCUGUGUUUUUAAGGAUCAAUGGAAUAAGUGAUCAAGUUCCCAGAAAACAUUAUGUGUAAAUAGACUGCUCCUAUGCACUCCCACAUUUGAGUAGGGAUGUGAUCACAUAAUUAGUGCUCAUUACUAUCAAACUUUCUGUUUAUUGGGGUUUUAGUGUGUAUUCAUUGUUAAAGAUGGAACAUAGAUGAAUAUGAAAAUUAUUCAUUUAAGUUGAA